Telopea speciosissima is the source of this 1667-nucleotide messenger RNA. Its product is annotated as inorganic phosphate transporter 1-4-like. Gene Ontology annotation, biological process: transmembrane transport; phosphate ion transport. NCBI's taxonomy places the organism in Eukaryota, Viridiplantae, Streptophyta, Magnoliopsida, Proteales, Proteaceae. Gene Ontology annotation, cellular component: membrane. Gene Ontology annotation, molecular function: phosphate transmembrane transporter activity. Bases 39 to 1667 code for a protein of 542 amino acids. The transcript has a single exon. The record is from RefSeq and is a predicted model, not a curated record.
CUAAAUAUUUCCUACUGUUGCAGUUGGGUAAGGUAACCAUGGCCAAGGAGAAAUUGGAGGUGCUUACCGCACUCGAUGCAGCCAAGACACAAUUUUACCACUUCACUGCAAUUGUAGUUGCAGGAAUGGGUUUCUUCACAGAUGCCUAUGAUCUGUUCUGCAUCUCACUUGUCACCAAGUUGCUUGGUCGCAUCUAUUACACUAAAGAAGGAGCAGAAAAGCCAGGCACGUUGCCCCCAAAUGUAUCAGCCGCAGUCAAUGGUGUUGCUCUGUGCGGCACACUUGCAGGUCAGCUCUUCUUUGGCUGGCUCGGCGACAAGAUGGGUCGCAAGCGUGUCUACGGUAUAACCCUUAUUCUCAUGGUCCUCUGCUCCAUCUGCUCUGGACUCUCUUUAGGCCAAACCCCAAAAUCGGUUAUUGCGACACUCUGUUUCUUCCGUUUCUGGCUUGGGUUUGGCAUUGGUGGUGAUUACCCACUCUCCGCAACCAUCAUGUCUGAGUACUCCAACAAGAAGACUCGUGGUGCUUUCAUUGCUGCUGUGUUUGCUAUGCAAGGUUUUGGGAUUUUAGCUGGUGGAAUCUUCGCCAUUAUCGUUUCUUCAGCUUUUAGAGCCAAGUAUGACGCCCCUGCUUACCAGGUCGACCCAAUUGCCUCAACUGUGCCUCAGUUCGAUUACGCAUGGCGCAUUAUUUUGAUGUUCGGUGCCAUACCUGCUGCACUCACUUACUACUGGCGUAUGAAGAUGCCUGAGACCGCUCGUUACACUGCUCUUGUUGCGAAGAAUGCAAAACAAGCAGCGGCCGACAUGUCCAAGGUUUUGCAGGUUGACAUUGAAGCAGAACAAGAGAAGGUUGAGCAAUUGUCAGAGAAGAAAGAGAACUCAUUUGGUCUUUUCUCCAAACAGUUUCUCCUCCGCCAUGGGCUUCACUUGCUUGGAACCACCAGUACGUGGUUCUUAUUGGACAUUGCUUUCUACAGUCAGAAUUUGUUCCAGAAGGAUAUCUUCAGUGCUAUCGGAUGGAUUCCCCCUGCAAAGACCAUGAAUGCCAUUGAAGAAGUCUAUAGAAUUGCAAGGGCACAGACUCUUAUUGCUCUGUGCAGUACCGUUCCUGGAUACUGGUUUACGGUUGCCUUUAUCGAUGUCAUUGGGAGGUUUGCGAUUCAAUUGAUUGGUUUCUUCUUCAUGACAGUGUUCAUGUUUGCAAUUGCCAUUCCUUAUCAUCACUGGACACUGAAGGAAAACAGAAUUGGUUUUGUUAUACUGUACUCUUUGACCUUCUUCUUUGCGAAUUUUGGCCCUAAUGCUACCACAUUCGUAGUGCCAGCAGAGAUCUUCCCAGCCAGGCUGAGGUCAACAUGCCAUGGCAUCUCAGCAGCAGCUGGUAAAGCAGGGGCCAUAGUGGGGGCAUUUGGGUUCCUCUAUUUAGCUCAAAACAAGGACAAGACCAAGACUGAUGCAGGCUACCCACCUGGUAUUGGAGUUAAGAAUGCACUCAUAAUGUUGGGUGUGAUCAAUUUCUUUGGCAUGAUCUUUACACUGUUGGUGCCCGAGUCUAAGGGGAAAUCCCUUGAGGAGAUGUCAGGUGAAUUUGAAGAAGAAAACAAGAAUGCUCAAGAACAGAGUAGCAGGUCGGCUAGAGCAGAACCAUCAACCAUUCCAGCUUAA